AUGGAAUGGUCAGGGACAAGCAACGUUGAGAACAUGAAUGUUGCUUUUAUGCCAGUGCCAAGGCUGGAGUCUAACUCCUCCAACUCGCUCCAUAGCUUCAACUACGAUUCUUAUGCAGCAGGAGAUUGGUAUACUCCUGCCCUAACGCAAGCGACACCCGUUAUCUGUGUACCGGAAUCAGAAAAUACCAGCUGUCCAAGUAACAACGAUGAGAUGAUGAAUAGGAAGAAGAAGCAGAAACUAACGAAAGAACAGUUAGGUUCACUUGAACAGAGUUUUCAAGAAGAUAUCAAACUAUGUCCAGACCGGAAGCUGAAGCUGUCCAAGGAGCUUCGUCUGCAGCCACGUCAGAUAGCUGUUUGGUUCCAGAACCGCCGUGCACGGUGGAAGGUGAAGGAUCUGGAGGAGUCGUACGACUCGCUAAGGCAAGAGUACGACGUGGUUUCAAGAGAGAAUCAAAUGCUACAUGAUGAGGUGGUGAAGCUGAGAGGUAUAAUACUAAAAGACCAUCUGAUGAAGAUGCAAUCAACUCUGAACAACAAUCAAAUGGAGGGAGGGAGUCAAAGUUACGGCGCUGAUCAAUACAGUAAUCCCAUGUUUGUUGCUUCUACGAGCUUGCCCCCGAUAGCGCAACAACGUUAUCCAUGGUAG
Eruca vesicaria subsp. sativa (arugula) is the source of this 651-nucleotide messenger RNA. NCBI's taxonomy places the organism in Eukaryota, Viridiplantae, Streptophyta, Magnoliopsida, Brassicales, Brassicaceae. The record is from the annotation of a GenBank genome assembly.